AUGGUCCCAAACAACCUUCCGUUAGACGCCAAGAUGGUAUCCCUCCUCGAACUCCCUGUGGAACUCGUCAAAGCGAUUGUGGACUUCGUGGACCCUGCCGACAAGCAGACCCUUUUCAACUUGACUCUCGUGUGCACAGCACUCAAUUCCCUGGCUACACCGGUCUUGUAUGACAGAGUGGUCUUCGACAGCUCGCAUUACGGCAACGCAGGCACUGCUCCAGUACCGACCUUUAUCCGCUCUGUUCUCUCUUCCCAAUAUCGAGCUUCACUGGUCAAGUCCUUUGCGAUCACGAACAAAGUUUGCGCAAACGCGGAAGGCGCCGGUUCUUUGGAUAUAUUCACGGCCAUCUGA
Molecule: messenger RNA, 354 nt
Organism: Anthostomella pinea
Lineage: Eukaryota; Fungi; Ascomycota; Sordariomycetes; Xylariales; Xylariaceae
Source: the annotation of a GenBank genome assembly